Messenger RNA from Eucalyptus grandis, 1252 nucleotides. RefSeq lists its product as uncharacterized. The transcript is spliced from 4 exons. Gene Ontology annotation, molecular function: transmembrane protein transporter activity. Gene Ontology annotation, biological process: protein insertion into mitochondrial inner membrane. Gene Ontology annotation, cellular component: TIM22 mitochondrial import inner membrane insertion complex. Lineage: Eukaryota; Viridiplantae; Streptophyta; Magnoliopsida; Myrtales; Myrtaceae. The record is from RefSeq and is a predicted model, not a curated record. Bases 173 to 742 code for a protein of 189 amino acids.
CUAGGAUCCACACCACCGUGGCAUUAAACGGCCGGCGGGGGGGACAUCACUUCGCGACACGAGGCCUUCUGCCAGUCGCGCCGAACGCGAUCGACGCGAGCUUGCUUUCACUCCCUUCCGAGGAAUCGAACCCGUGCAGAGAAAGGGCUCGCACCAUCGGAAGUAAAAAAAAAUGGCUUCGAAUCGCGAUCCGAAACCUUCCCAAGCAGAACCUCCACCUCCAUCGCCGUCGCCGUCGUCUUCUUCUGACGAUUGGAAGGGCCGUGUGUUUCUUCCCGCUCUCCUCGCAGGAAUUGCCGGCGGCGGAUACGGGUUGGUGUCGAAGCACCGGAAAGUUCACGGCCUCGCGAAUAUCUCCGCGGCUUAUGCUGCGAAUUUCGCCAUCGUCAUGGGUUGCUACUGCGGGACCCGCGAGUUUGUAAGAGUGACUCGUAAAUCAGAACCAGAUGAUCUGUUAAACUCUGCCAUUGGUGGCUUUGCUAGCGGUGCUAUCCUCGGGCGGCUCCAAGGUGGACAAGCCGGAGCCAUCAAAUACUCAUUUAUGUUUGCUGUAGCCGGGACAGCUAUGGACUUUGCUAUUUUGAAACUGAGACCAAUUUUGGAGAGCAGUGACUCGUUGAAACUGCCGGAGUGGUCCCCAAUCCAGAUUCUUGAUGAGGAACAGCUUGCUGCAAAGAAAGCUAGGGAACAGAAGCUCUAUUCCCAAACAACGCUUGGUAAACUGAACAAAGAAGAUUCUUGAGGAAAUUGAGGGUUAGUGAUAGGAAAUAGGUAAAGAUAAGAGUGCCUGGCGGGAGACUCUUUAUCAUGUUACCCAAAUUUUGACCCAGUUGGGAACUUUGUUGUACCUGCUUUGCGAAUGGUUAUACUUUGGCUCCUUUGAAGGCAAUCUCCCAUUUGAUGUUUUUAGCAAAAGAGCACUUCCUUGGAAAGUGGUUGAGAUUUGGAUGAGCUCAUUUGAUCUGAUUACGUUCCAUCUACAUCAGCAGCAGUUCUUCAAUCUGGCAGUGAUAAGUUUAGGAUGAGAGGCGUGUUGUAACUUGUAACACUAUAGAAAGCUUGGUCCAAAUUAGAGGAACCUGUGCAGCUCAAAUUAACUUUUAAAGGGAAGACUGAUUUUUGUGGUGAGGUGAUUCGAGGCAGGAUGAUCAUGAAUCCUCCACAUGGCUUGUGCAGAAGUUUUUCCACGUUUUAGCUUGUGGAAACGAAGAUUUUCUUUCUGGGUAACUGGAAAAUGCUAGCAGUUCACUUA